Molecule: messenger RNA, 6735 nt
Organism: Heterocephalus glaber (naked mole-rat)
Lineage: Eukaryota; Metazoa; Chordata; Mammalia; Rodentia; Bathyergidae
Source: RefSeq, a predicted model, not a curated record
GUUUGAACCAGGGGCGCCGGUGAGGGUGUCGUGGGGUUGGGGGAGCGCGCGGAAGCGCGCUUCCGGGCCCUGAACCCACGAGCCAGCGGCGACACCGGCAGCGGGGACCGACGGAGGGGCUGGCCCUGCGUGUGCCGGGGACUGCGACACUUGAGUGCAAACGGGGAUGGAAACAUCUGUAUGACAGAAAACCUGGCCUCUUACUGCUAGGACUCUCCUCUUGGCUCCAAGCCUUGAGGGCAGUGAAGAGACAGAGAAAAGGCGUUGCCAUGGUGAUGGCGGCCGAGGACAGCGUGGUCCGGGUGGUGGUGCGGGUGCGGCCCCCCACCCCUCGGGAGCUGGAGAGCCAGCGGCCGCCUGUGGUCCAAGUGGUGGACGACCAGGUGCUGGUGUUCGACCCUGAAGCGCCUGCCGGGGGCCUCCCUGCCCUCGAGUGGGGCGGUGCCCAAGAGGGCCCGAGGAGGAAGGGCAAAGACCUGACGUUUGUCUUUGAUCGGGUGUUCGGGGAGGGGGCCACGCAGCAGGACGUCUUCCAGCACACCACCCGCGGCGUCCUGGACAGCUUCCUGCAGGGCUACAACUGCUCAGUGUUUGCAUACGGGGCCACUGGGGCCGGGAAGACACACACCAUGGUAGGGCAGAACGGGGACCCUGGCAUCAUGUACCUGACCACCAUGGAGCUGUACCGGCGCCUGGACGCCCUGCGGGAGGAGAAGCGAUUCGAGGUGCUGGUCAGCUACCUGGAGGUCUACAAUGAACACAUCCAGGACCUGCUGGAGCCGAAGGGGCCCCUCAACAUCCGCGAGGACCCCAGCAAGGGCGUGGUGGUGCAGGGCCUGUCCUUCCACCAGCCUGCCUCGGCCGAGCAGCUGCUGGAGAUGCUGAGCCGGGGGAACCGAAGCCGCACGCAGCACCCCACCGAUGCCAACGCCACGUCGUCCCGCUCCCACGCCAUCUUCCAAGUCCUUGUGAGGCAGCAGGACCGUGUGCCGGGGCUGGAACAGACCCUCCGGGUGGCCAAGAUGAGUCUGAUUGACCUGGCGGGCUCCGAGCGGGCAUCCAGCACCCACGCCCAGGGCGAGCGGCUGCGGGAGGGGGCCAACAUCAACCGCUCCCUGCUGGCCCUCAUCAGCGUCCUCAACGCCCUGGCCGACACCAAGGGCCGCAGGCCGCACGUCCCCUACCGGGACAGCAAGCUGACCCGCCUGCUGAAGGACUCCCUCGGGGGCAACUGCCGCACCGUGAUGAUCGCCAACAUCAGCCCCGCAGGCCUGGCCUACGAGGACACGUACAACACCCUCAAGUACGCCGACCGGGCCAAGGAGAUCCGGCUCACGCUGAAGAGCAACGUGGUCGCCCUGGAUUGUCACAUCAGCCACUACACCACCGUCUGCCAGCAGCUGCAGGCUGAGGUGACCGCCCUGAGGACAAAGCUGCAGGAGUACGAGGCCAGAGCACAGGCCCCGGGGCGCUCCCUCUCGCUGCUCGGCGCCCCCAGUCAGCCCUGCACCCCAGGGCUCCCCCCGGAGUCUGGAACCCAACAGGACCAGAGCCCAGAGGCAGAGGCCCAGGAGCUAUGGGCCCUGGAAGGGAGCUGUGCAGACCAGGGGCAGCCCCAACGCAGUUGGGACGGAGGCCCAGCCCAGACUCCAGCCCAGGUGCCAGAGCUGAGCCCCAGACCCUCAGUUUCCAGGAUGCCCGGCCUGAUCCUGCCGCCCUCGCCGGCCUCGGGGCCCAGGUCACUGCAGAGACCUCGAAGGGACCACUCUGGGCGGCUGGCCCUCCGGGUGCUGCGCCUGGCCCAGCAGCAGUACACGCUGCUCCAGGCUGCUGGCCUGCUCACUCCCGACCUGACCGAGGAACUGGAGAUGCUGCAGCAGCUGGUGCAGGAAGCAGGUGCAGAUUCUGGGGCCGAGAGCUGCGGGAUGCUGGGCCUGGCUGGAGCGGCCCCUCUGGCUCAGGAGCUGUCCUCAGAGUCCUGGUCUUCAGGCUACCGUGGCCCUGUGACCCGGACCAUGGCAAGGCGACAGAGCAGCCUCACACACACCCUGGGAUUCCCCUCUGGGCCUGAUGACACCCCAGCCCUGGUGUCCCGACAGCCCACAGAGAAGAGGAGGAGACGGAGCCCCACCGAGCCCGACAGCCCCCUGGUCCCGAGGCAGGAGACCAAACGCCAGCGCCAGUCCUCCUUGCCCUGCAUGAGAAAGAGGCUGCUGCCUGAGCCCUGCACCCCUGCCAGGGCCCUGGCCUCCCCAACCUGCCACUCCCCUCGCCUCUGCCCAGCCACUGUCAUCAAACGCCGGGUGCCCCUGGGGCCUUCGGCCCUGCAAAACUGCUCCACACCCCUGGCCCCGCCUACCCGUGACCUCAACGCCACCUUCGACCUCUCUGAGGAGCCCCCCUUGACACUCAGCUUCCAGGAACAGACUGGGCCCGGCCAGCCCUGCGUCGCCAGCAGGCCAGCAUUCCUGUUCACUGAGCGGGGGCCCAGGCCCACGACCUCCCUGCCCCGGACCUUGACCUGCAAGAAGAGGCGCCCAGUGAGUUCCUCCGCCCCCCUGGGCCGAAGCCGCAUUGCCCGCCUGCCCAGCAGCUCCUUGAAGAGGCCCGCGGGGGCCCUGGCCAUCCCAGAGCCGCCCUCGAGGCUGAAGACCCAGGAGAAGCCUGCCAGGGCUGGGGGCCGCGUCGCCCGGGUGUCCUGAUCCCUGGCUGCCCCCAGCCUGGGCACUCGGAGCCAGCACCCGGUCCUUGCCACCCGCCCUGUUGAUUCUGUUGCCACCCUCUUCCCUCGAGGGCGGUGCUCAGCCUCCCAGCAUGUUCUGGUGCCGUUCACGUGGGCAGUUUUGAGGGUGCUGCCUGCCCGGGCCACACCAGACACUGCAGUGGGGAGCAGACGGGCCUGGUGUGGCUCCUGGUAGCCCAGCGGGGCAUCCUCAGCCCUGGCUUUGAUCCACAGAGGAGGCUCUUCAUCUGCCCAGGGCGCACCCCCUGUGCGAGUCAUCCCCGCGCCUCCCUGGGUGUAAAUGCCAGUGCAUACGGGGUUGCACCCCGAUCUCCCGUCUGUGUACAGAACAGGCACACGUGGACACAGGUCCAUCCUUCCCACCGUGAUUAAUAAACCAGCUCUCUCUGGUUGAGAGCCUUUGGCACCUACACAGGGAGGACACUUCUACCCCGACCCCAGGGCGGAGCGGCUCCACACUCAGGCCCAUCCUGGAGCCCCACCUGCAUGGGGGACGGAGGGAUCCACACAGCUCCGCUCUCCACAAAGCCAGUGCCGGCUGAACGAAUUAACUAAACACGAUUACAGAAGCCUGUGUUGACUUGCUACUGAGCACAGACACAUUAAGGCUGUCUACCACAGGGUCAAGUCUCAGGUGGGCGACCACGCUGUUUGGGGGAGCAGCUGCCCACCGGCUGUGUCCGACUUGGUCCAAUCCCUCAAGGAGGAUGGGACAGCACCACACCAGCCAGCGCCACCGCAGAGUGCAUGGCUGGAAGAGGUGAAUGAGGAAGGCAGGAAGGCUCCUGGGGUGGAAGCAGCAGGCGCCUCUGCAUUCAUCCUGCCGCUGCUUCCCCUGUGCAGGGUGGUGCCCAGGGUGGCUGGAGCUUCGAGUCUGCACCCCUGGCAGCCUGGUGCAGCCCUGACCCUGGGUCCGCUGGUGUGGGCGAGAUGCAGACUGACUUCCAGGGCACCAAGGACCUCCUCCCUUGGGCAUCGGUGCUCCCCGCGUGGAGGCAGCAGGCAGGGUGCCAUGAAGGGGACAAGGGGCUGCCAUAGAGGUCGCCCCAACAGGCACUCCCGGUGCUGCUCACUCCGCAGACAUCUGUGGCUCUCAAGUGCAGCCCACGGUCUCCUGCUGACCAGCGACGCCCUCGACCUCAGGGUCGGCCCACAGCAGGCCUUCAUGGGCCUGAGGCCUGAGCCCAGCGGGGCGGCAGGAUGGGCUAACCUCCGCCGGGAGCCUGUGGAUCAGGUGGCUCCUGCUGGACCACCCCAGAUGGUGAUUGACACCCCGGCACAGUGCCCAGCUAUGUCUCCUCAGGCCGCACCCUGGCUCCCCACACUCCCCAAGCUCACCCGGGCCCAUCCUGGGGUCGAAUCUGCUUUUUGUAGGACCCAGCUUGGUGCUGGGAGCUGGGAACAGAAUGCAACUCAACCUUCCCAUGGGGUGGGGGCGGCGCCGAUCCCUGUGACAAAGGGAGCCAAACCCUCCGGGAGCACCGACAGCUGCCAGGGGAGAGGAGGCACCCAGCCUGGGGUCUUCUGCGGCAGCCUCUACCUCGGGGCCCUGCCCUGUCUCCAGUGUCCCCCAGGAGUGGACCCUGCUGGUGGGUGUGCUUGGGGUGUGGUUCCCAGCCCGCCUCCGGGGGGUGGUGUCCUGGUGCAUGGGAAGACAGCGGGCAAUAAAGGGGCCAGGGGACCCGGCCCGAUCCCUGGCCCAUCUGGAGGACAGGCUGGGAGCACCAGGCCACUGCCCCCGUCCCCUCACCGGUCAGUCCCCAUCUCACUGUCCCCUCCUGGAGGAACAGACAAGCAGGGAGCAGAGCCAGGGAAGCAGUUAGACAGGGGGGCUUGGGGAGAGACUGAGCUUUAACCCCGCACGGCAGCCUGGAUCAGGGAGGUGACUCAAGGUGACCUUGCACCUGCGGUGGGGCCAGGGAAGGAGGCGACUGUGGGAGUCCCCUCGGGGCAUCCACCUGGGGUCUCCAGCCUCUGUCCAGGGUGGAGGUGGGGACAUGGAUGCCAACCCCACCUUGUCACCAGCCACUGCCCCAUCCUAGCAACAGCCAGUCCCUUCCCAGGUUGGCCAAGAGGACAUGGUGGCCCUCACUCGGCCACGCUCACUUCAGGGGUGUGAAUGUGGAUGGAGAAGCACAGGGAAGGUGUAGGGAAGCUGUGAUGGCAGCCAUGGUGAUGCACCAGCAUCCCAGUCACCCAGGAGGCUGAGGCAGAAGGGUCCCCAGCUCAAGAGCCUGGCGCAUUUCCCUGGCAUGCAGGAAGCCUUGGGCUCUGUCCCCAGCACCAGGAAACAAACGCAGGCCACCCGCUGUGUGUUUCCAUAGGCGUGGCGGGCGUCCCGACAGAUGGAGACUGGAGGCCCUGAAGCCCACGCUGUCACAGCCAGCGAGGAGCAGGCCUGUGCCCUCCCCUCUGGAAGGCAGUGGCAGGUGGCAGACAAAGUCUGAGUGAGAGGUGCUCGUGGGACAGCCCACCGCCUCUGCUCCCAGAAGCUCGGAGCUGCCUGCGCGACUUAGCAAGGUCCUGUCUCAAAAUAAAAAUACAAAAAGGGCUGGGGAUGUUGCUUGGUGCUCUGGGUUCAACACUCAGGAGGAGGGAGGGAGGGAAAGGAAAGAGCCACCCGCCCAGGACGGCUUUCUCCCUCAGGAGCAGCAGCCUGGGCAGCCGAGCACUGCCAUCUAGUGACCAUAGGGCUCAGUCCCCUCCUGGCAGGGCUGGGGUGCUGGCCAAGGGCCACCAUGGACGGACGGAGGCUCCUCACCUCAGCCUGCUCGCUGCCAUCUGUGCCAGGCCCUGCGUGAGGGCCGGGGGCAAAGGGAGCCACCACUGGGUUGGAGCUGGCGAAGCAGGCAAACGCCAGGCCCCUGUGGGCUGAGGCCAGGUGGGGCAGGUCUGUCUCUGUCUCGGGCCCAGGCUCUGCCCGCUGACCAGGGGCCACCCGGCAGCUGUGAGCGUCACUCAGAGGGGCAGCAGGGGAAGCGUCGCCGUCCGACCCGGGGCCUGGUGACGGACGCAUCCAGCGGAAACUAUGCAGCUGUGACAGGGAUGCUGGAGACAAGUAUUUAUUGAUGUGGGAAAAUGUUCACAGCAGAUUGUUGAGUCAGGAAAGCAAAUUGCAAAAUAAUUUCUACAGCAUGAGCCUUUUUUUAAAAAAAAGAUUUUAUAUGUUUAGAAAAAAAUCUGGUAAUGUUUAUCUCCAUGUGCCGAAAUUACGGAUGAAUUCUUUUGUAUUGCUUAUCUGUAUUCUCUUAUUUUUUUUUUGUUACAAUGCAAUAAAAAAUAGCAACAAUGACUUGGGGAGACCAUGCCAAUGUGUGUGAGGGUGGACGGCCUGGCACAGUGAGGAGGAGGACAGAGCCGCUCAGGCUGCCCCCCGUCGGUCACUCUGUCCCCCGUUCUCUUGGGGACGCCAAGGCCGAGGCUGCCUGCUGCCUCACCAGGUCGAGGGCCCAGGGCUGCAGCGGCUGGGAGGGGCCCGUCACAGCCUGGCAACGCUGGGCCAGCCUACAGCUCCCCUGGCGCCGCCGGUGACUGACCUGGCACAGGCACAAUGGCCCGGUGGGCACACAGCCUGCUUCCCGCGGCCCCGCCUCCCUCGGGCUCAUUCCGGGAAGGACGUGGAGCGGGGCUUGCCUGACAGUCAGGGUCUUGGGACAAAAGCGGCGCCGCCCCCUGGGGCAGCCCCGGCCCUGUGGCGCCUGCCUGUAGGGAACCGGGCCCCACUCAGGCGCGGGGGAGGCAGGGCGUGCCUGCGUGCGUGCGUGCUUGCUUGUGCCCGUGCGUGUGAGCGUGCGGGGCUGUGCUUCACAGAAGCCCCGAGGCACAGGCGGCUGAGGCGCUGGGUGGGACCUGCACCCCUCACCUCGCACGCCUGCUGCCCUGAGCCACGGCCCCUCCCCAGCCACCCCGCCCCACGCAAUGUCCAGGAACAGGAGAGGGAUGGGGAGGUGGCGCCACAGGGACGCAGUCGCCCAGUGCGGCCAGGCCAUUCG